AUGUUUAAUAGACCAUUAAGAUUAUUAAAAAAUGCUAUUCGUUAUUUAGCAAAUCGUGAUAAAUGUGACUAUCAUAAAGAUUCCUUUAUUCAAGCAACCAAAUGUGUUGAUCAUUAUUCUCACUCAAAUUCAGAUGUACAUAUAAUACCGGUGUCGGUAGCUACUGCCGAAUAUUCAUUUUCUGUCAUGAAAUUAAUUAAAAUUUAUUUACACAAUAGAACAGCUGAUGAAAGACUUCGUAAUUUAGCUUCUCUCAGUAUUCAUAAGAAUACAACUCAACAACUUGUAGAUAUCGAAAAUAUUAUUGAAUCUUUGUUUAAUUAUAAAUAUUUUUCAUUGUGUUGUUAG
Molecule: messenger RNA, 348 nt
Organism: Rotaria sp. Silwood2
Lineage: Eukaryota; Metazoa; Rotifera; Eurotatoria; Philodinida; Philodinidae
Source: the annotation of a GenBank genome assembly